UCCACAAUACUUGCCUGAUUUCAGCUAAGUAGCACUAUUGUUUGUCCAAAGAAAACAAAGAUGGCUUAUUUCAUUAUCAUUUGCAAACACAAUAUGCCAUGUCUAAUCUUUUGCUUGUUCUUGUAUCUAUCUUUGUGCAUCAUCUCCACUGCGACCCUCGACAUCGGAUACUACCAAUCAACAUGCCCUUCGGCCGAGGCGAUUGUUAGAAGAGCAGUGAACAGGGCCAUAACACAAGAUCCUGGUUUAGGUGCAGGUCUAAUUAGAAUGCAUUUCCAUGAUUGCUUUGUCAGGGGUUGUGAUGCAUCUAUAUUACUUGAUUCGACGCUAAGCAAUCCUUCAUCAGAAAAGGAAAGCCCAGCAAACGGUCCAAGCCUAAGAGGAUUUGAGGUGAUCGACGAGGCGAAAGCAGAACUCGAGAUAAUCUGUCCAAGAACCGUCUCAUGUGCGGACAUCCUAGCAUUUGCUGCCCGAGAUUCAGUCCAAGAACUCGGGGGCAUCAGCUACAACGUCCCUUCAGGCAGGAAAGACGGCACAAUUUCCAUCAAAGACGAAGCAACAACAAACAUCCCUUCACCAAACUCAACUGUUGAACAACUACAACAAAUGUUUUCUAACAAAGGCUUAAAUUUACAAGACAUAGUAGCACUUUCUGGUGCACAUUCAAUAGGUAUGACAAGAUGUUCACUAUUUUCGCAUAGACUUCACACUUUCAAUGCUACUCAUUUACAAGACCCUUCCAUGGAAGUAAAAUUUGCUAGUGAAAUGAAGGAUAAGUGCCCUUCGUUGGCGGCGUCUGAGCAAGUUAAGGUGCCGCUUGAUGGUCUUACGCCGAGUAGGUUGGACAAUAAGUACUAUAGAAACUUAGUGAAGGGGCGAGGUUUGUUGGCGUCUGAUCAAGCUUUAAUGGAUAGUCCUUUGACAUCAAAGAUGGUGAAGAGGUUUGCUAAGUAUGGGAGAGUUUGGAUGCCUACGUUUGUUGAUGCUAUGACUCGUAUGGGUUCAAUUGAGGUCUUAACUAGUUCACAAGGUGAAGUUAGAAGACAUUGUAGAAUUGUGAAUCUGUAGUGCUGAAUGUAUCUUAUCCUUCACAUGCCAUGCAUAUGUUUAUGGUACUUUUGUGGAGAAAUUAGUCACAAAAGUAACUAUUAUGUAGUUUGAUGCCCUAUGAUUUCUCAUAAAUGAUAUUGUUAUU
Messenger RNA from Beta vulgaris subsp. vulgaris (sugar beet), 1195 nucleotides. Its product is annotated as peroxidase 5. Gene Ontology annotation, molecular function: peroxidase activity; heme binding. Gene Ontology annotation, cellular component: plant-type cell wall; plasmodesma. Bases 61 to 1068 code for a protein of 335 amino acids. The transcript has 2 exons. The record is from RefSeq and is a predicted model, not a curated record. Lineage: Eukaryota; Viridiplantae; Streptophyta; Magnoliopsida; Caryophyllales; Amaranthaceae. Gene Ontology annotation, biological process: hydrogen peroxide catabolic process; response to oxidative stress.